Dryobates pubescens (Downy woodpecker) is the source of this 951-nucleotide messenger RNA. Its product is annotated as putative methyltransferase DDB_G0268948. The transcript is spliced from 6 exons. Gene Ontology annotation, molecular function: S-adenosylmethionine-dependent methyltransferase activity. The record is from RefSeq and is a predicted model, not a curated record. NCBI's taxonomy places the organism in Eukaryota, Metazoa, Chordata, Aves, Piciformes, Picidae. Bases 42 to 857 code for a protein of 271 amino acids.
UCCUGUGUCCUUCUCCCAGGUUCCAGGUCACGCACACAAGCAUGUCAGCUCAGAUGUUCGAGGGGAGAGGGCAUGCAGCUGUCUACCAGAAAUACCGUUUUGCACCAGGCAAAGAGCUGCAGAAAACCAUCCUCACCUACCUGCAAGAGAAGAGAGCAAGCCCUGCUGAGCUGGUGGUGGAUGUUGGCUGUGGGUCUGGACAAGGCACCCAAUUCCUUGCGGAGCACUUCAAGAAAGUGGUGGGAACAGACAUCAGUGAAGCACAGAUCCAGGAGGCCAAGGAUGCCCUCUCCAUGCCAAACAUCUCCUACCUGGUGUGCCCUGCAGAGGAGCUGCCCUUUGAGGAUGCUUCGGUGGACAUCCUGACUUCAUUUGCAGCUGCACAUUGGUUUGAUAUCGAGAAGUUCAUGAAAGAAGCAAACAGAGUGCUUAAGCCAGGUGGUUGUGUGACCAUCAGCACCUAUACUGUGGACAUGAGUGUUUGUUAUGGGAACUACUCCGAAAAGCUGACCAAGAUCUUCAGGGAGUGCUGGGACACAAUUUUAAAAUACUCACACAGUAGGAUAAAAUACGUCUUAGACGACUACAAAACGAUCUUUGAGGCCUUGCCAUUUCCAGACAAGAAGAGAAUCACUGAUAUCUUUGACAACAUUCCCAUGACAGUUGCUGGUGUGAUUGGUUAUAUGGAGUCUACCUCUUCGUAUCAAGUUUUUCUGAAGAAUGACCCUGAAGCUGCAAAAUCUCUCCUCCAGGAGACUGAAAAGAGGAUGCUGGAAACAAUGGGAAUUAAUUCACCUGAAACCCCAGUGGAGUUUCGUGUGAGGCACGUCUGUGUGCUGGGGUGCAAAGGAAAAUGAGAACAAACACUUCUGCUGGUCUGGUGCUGGGUGGAAGGAGAAAGUGGCUUGUCCCACUUUUAAUCACUUAUAUUCCUUGGGAAGAUUGAUGAUG